UCACUAUUGACAUAUUUCAAACGUAAUGCAUUUGCGGAAUAAUAAUUAAUGAACUCGCCCUGAGUUUAUGUACAUGCUUUAUUUUAUUUUACGGGUUGCAGUGAUAAGUUUAGCUUAAGGUAGCUUUUAGAGGCAUCUCUGGAGACAGAGGCAGAAGAGCUGAGAGUGACAGCUUUGGGGAUGUUACGUCGUCCCAAGCCCACAGACUCAGAGUCUGACCUGCUUAAGGAGCAGGAGCGCUUUUUAGCCUCUAAGAGCACACCUUCGGCCAAUGUGACACGCAGGGCAGAUAAGCGCAGAGGUGACAACGCUUCAGCAGAAAGUGAUGAGUCUUGUGUGAAUCCAAGAGAUGUUGUGACCAUAGCAGACCUUCCUGAUGAGCUUCCUGCGCUGACUCCUGCACCGGCCAAGAAAUCAUGUUCCAAAAAGGAGCGUGUGCGUUUUGAGAAUGAAGAUCCGGAGGAGCUGCUAGACAGACAUGACACUCACAUCAGUGCUGUCCUCUCAAGGAUUGUUGAGAGAGACACUAGUGCUGUGCCAGUGUUACUCCCAGACUUUACAAGUACAGCUUUCCCUAAAGUCCUUCAUCGCUCUACAGUCAAGCAGGGAGCAGCUCCUGGAGGUCGGAAAAGUAUUUUUGCACGUCAUAUUGCUGCACAAAAAGCUAAAGCGGGAUGUGAAGAGAAGAAUGAGUCAAAGGUCAGCAAGACACAGGCUUCUGAAUCCAGACCUACUCAAGGCACUGCGGUUCCCUUGCUGGUGUCAGGUCAGGGUCUUGGACCAGACAGAGCUGUGGAAACACUAAAGAUACACCAGGAGAACCAAGCCCGGCUACAAGCAAUGUCUCAGAGUGAGAUUCUGGAGGAGCAGAAAUUGUUGUUGGCGCAGCUAGAUCCAAGACUCGUGGAUUUUGUAAAGUCACGGAAAGCUCAGAAUGUCUCAUCUUCUGCUUCCUCAUCUACUGAGAAUUCAGGGAGUCCUGACCAGUCUUUACCUAAGAACAAAGCUCAAAUACUUUCCCACUCAGAAGCAAAACCGGACUCUCAGGAGGUUUCAAUGGAUACUGACGAAGAGGAUGAAACUGAAUCUAAUCAUCCAAUCACCGUGGAGGAGCUACCAGUCAAGCCUGAGAAAGAGUGGCUACACAUGGACAAACUGGAACCGGAGAAACUGGAGUGGAUGAGGGAUUUGCCUGCUCCUCGGAAACAGAGCACCAAAAAGGCCAUGCAGGCACGAUUUGACUUUUCUGGCAACCUUCUGCCCCCCACAUCGGACUUACCCACUCAUCUCGGCCUGCAUCAUCAUGGUGAGGAACCAGAGUUGGCAGGCUACUCGCUCCAGGAGCUUUUUCUGCUCUCACGCAGUCAGCUGACCCAGCAGAGAAGCCUGGCUCUGAACACUUUGGCCCACAUCCUGUCAAAGGCUCGUGCGGGUGAAUACUCAUCAUGCAUGAAAAGUAAUGUGCUGGCUUCCUUGCUUGAUGCUGGACUUCUUUUUCUGUUACGGUUUUCUCUGGACGACAGUGUGGAGGGUGUAAUUUCUGCGGCAGUGCGUGGUUUACGAGCAUUGCUAGUUUCCAAUGAAGAUGAGGAGAAUCUGGACAACAUGUUUCCCUGGUUGCUAGGGACGGCAGCGUUCCCAUUGGUUCCCCAGCUUCACACGGAAAAAAAUAAUGACGAUGAUGAAGGUCUAAAUGAUUCUACAAAGGAAACAGAGAAAGAGAAAGAAGAGAGAAAAUUAGAUCACGAUGUCAGUCAACAGGAUGUUAUCAAGGGUUUGCUAAAGAUGCAGCUUCUGCAGCGGUUGCGAUACAUUCUUGAGAUGGUAAGGCCUUCACCUGAGACGGUACUAGAUAUUCUGGAGGUUUUGAUCCGAAUCGCUCGCCACUCAACCUCUGCAGCCACACAGAUCCUUGAUUGUCCCCGGCUAAUGGAAACUGUGAUAUUCGAUUUCCUGCCUUGCUCAUGGACCCCCCUGACCUCAUCAACCUCUCAUUCUUUAUAUGGACUGCCUGUUUCCAGAGCACUGAAGCUCCUGCGUGUGUUGGCAGGCACUGGCAGGCACGUCUGUGCGAGAAUUCUUAACAAUUUAGGUGGAAAGGAUCGUCUGUCUCGGUUCUUGUCAGUGGAACCUUCAGAACUUUUGCUGGAGCGUGAGGAGAAUAUCCGCUGUAGCACAGAGGCACUGAGGCUCUGGGCUGUGGCUGCAAGCUACGGUCAGGCCUGUAACCUGUACAAAGACUUGUACCCAGUGCUGGUAAAGGCUCUGCAGGCUGCACAUAAGCCCAGUGCGCCUUCUGAGUCGCUGCUGGUCCUGGAAAUGGAGAGAGUAAAGUCCCUGCUAGUGUUGCUCACUCAGGUCACACACACUGCUGGCUGCCACCAGGAGUUACGAAGUGGAUUGCUGAGCUCUCAGGGGGCUGAGUGUCUGCCCCCACCCCCAGUGACGUGGAGCCACGUGUCCGGCUUGCAACCCACGCUGACUGGCAUCCUGAAAGGCUGCGUGAGAAAGUUGGAUGACCCAAGUCAAAGGUCGAGCACCCUCAGCUUACUGCCGUCGUACCUGAUUUACUUGGGAGCAUAUUACUCUCAGUUCAGUGUUCAGGCUUCGUUCCAGCCGGUGCAGUGCCUUCAGGAACUAGAGGUCCUGACUACAGAGGUGCUCCUUCCUCUCGUAUCAAGUCAGGUCUUUCACAGCAUGAUGGCCAGCCUCGGGUCAAGCUCCAUAAUAUGUAAGGCUGGUUCGAGCACUUCACUCGCAGAGGUCGUUCCCAGUCUGCCAUGCUUGUGCAGCUUCAGGUUUAAGAUGACCAGCCUGUUGGGGCCUGAAUCCCCUUUCUCUCUCUGUACUGCUGUCUUCUAUGUACUGGACAUCAUCGUGACCAUUCACCGCGGCUUAACCAAGAGGUUCAGCUCCGUCAUCCUCUUGGACUCCGUGCUGGCUUACCUGCAGUCCUGUGUUGGAGCGACGCCCUCAGUGUCUCAUGCCACCGCCUGGAUUUUACGCCACGAACACCACUUGCUCUAUCUGAUACUCCGGCUGGCUCACAGAUUGGUUCCCGCUGAACCCGAGGUGAAGAAGCACGCUUCCCUGUUUCACCAAGUUGCCUUGGCUCUGCUCUCCUGGCUGUUGCCUGGAAGUGAAUAUCUUGCACACGAACUAGCGUCUACUAUGAUCUUCAAUCAGGAGCUCUUUCCUGAGGCUGGUAGUGGGGGUCCAGAAGCUGUGGCCCUGGCAGAACUUCAGCUUCAGGAGACAUCCUCUCAUUCACCCAGCCCUGUUCCACUACUUCGCGACUCCCUGACUCAGCUUCCUUCAAUCCGUGCCUGCUACCUCACCCACCUUGCGUACCUGGAACCCGCUGUGAUCACCUCCCGCGAGCGGCACCUCGGCCGUAACCCCUGGCUUUCUUCUCAGCUCCUCCCUGAACUCUCAGGCCCCUCUCUGCCUUCUGAUUGGGCCUUCCUGCCUCUCAUCAGCCUGUAUGAGCGAAUAGGAGUGUCACAGGGUGGCGGGCUACGGGCCGAGUCGCUACCUGCUGGCUCUGUACAGUCGCUUGUGCAUUGCCUUCAGUGGCUCCUUGUGCUUGAAAGUUUCAGGAAACAGGCACUAAAGUUGGUGCCACCUGUGGCCAAACUGGCACGUCUGCUCUGUGUCUUUCUCUGCUCCAGUGAUAUCUUUCUGGAGAAACCAGUGAAGGAGCUGACAUGGGUGCUGCUGCGUGAGCUGACUAAACCCGGACAUUUAGAAGCUCUGGAUCUUAGCCUACCACCUCCAGGUUUAGCCUCCUUCCAUGAUCUCUACUCGGCUCUGCUGGCUCAGUACGAGGCCGUGUCCUUUGGCGAUUCGCUCUUUGGCUGCUUCAUACUGUUGCCACUGCAGAGGCGAUACAGCGUAUCGAUGAGAUUGGCCGUGUUCGGCGAGCAUGUCUCCAUUCUGCGCUCACUAGGGGUCUCGCUAGAGCAGUUACCCAUUGCUCUAGAGAAGUUUACUUCCCCUGCUGAAGACUCUCUGCCUUUGCUGCGGCUGUAUUUCCGAGCUUUGGUAACCAGAGCCCUGAGGAGGACCUGGUGCCCUGUGCUGUACGCUGUAGCUGUUGCUCACCUCAACACCUUUAUUUUCUCCCAAGACACUGUGCCACAGGACGUGGAGACUACUCGGCGGGGUCUGCUGAGAAAGACAUACUACCUGACAGAUGAGGUGUUGAGGAGCCACCUGCUGCUUUUCCGUCUACCCCAGCAGCACAGUGAGCUAGGCUUCAGCACUUACGAGCAGCUGCCGCCUAUUCGUGCCUCCUGGCUUCGGAGCAUAAUAGAAACCAAGGAAGGAAAUGACUGAGACAGAUGAGUUUAGUUCUGUGGAGCGAAUCCACAGCCUUUAAAGAUGCUGUGAAAAACCCAGACUGAACUUUGCGUAUUGUGAGAACAUUUCGAUGUUCUUUACAACUAGAAUUUCAGGUUUCAACUGCAGGUCAGAUUUCUCUCUUAUAAAGGUUGAUGGUCUCCGUGGUAUCACAUAUUAAGAUUGAUUUAUAUUCGCAUUGAUUGUUUGAGGCUGGAGUCGUUCUAGAGAGAAAUAAGUGAUACUGAGCCGAAGCAAGAAAUGAGGAAUCUCCCUGACUGACUUUGAUUAAGGGCAGAGUGGAAAAUUUAGCUUAUACAGCACUAAUGCCAAAAUCUGUUGGAGAGGCAUGACUGACAUGUUUUUCUUAUCCCUAUACUUGGCUUUCUGUGAGCCAAACACCACAGUAACUUUAUUUGCUGAACUAAAAAUGUAGACUAGACCUUCGCCUAUAUAUAACGAAUUUGUCACAAUAAAGAGACAGGUGGUAGCCAUUAAUUUUAAUGCUAUUCUGAUCAUGUUCUGUUCACAUGUGUUGUUUUUUUUUUCUUCCACAUGCUGAAUUUUGUAGGGUUGUGUUUGUCAUCAUCAUGGCUGGGAUUCCACUGAUUUACACCGUUGUCAAUUUUUUUCUUAAUAUGUUCCUAACAUCUUUUAUGAACAGUAAGCCAAGUUAAAGAACACGUAUGGUAUAUGACUUUUCUGUACAGAACUGUAAGUAGCCAUAAUUUAUACCAGUGACUAUUUGCUUUACUGCAAAAACAUUCACAUUUAAUUCAUUGAUUGAUUGAUUGACUUUGAAUUUCUCAUGAUGUACAUUAGAUAUUACUCCUGCAGCUACUUUAUGAAACAUAUUAAUAGCUUCUUUCUUUUUUCAGUGUACUUUCAUCUGUAAAAAAACAAAACAAAAACAGAUAUGUAAAUCAUAACAAGGUUUUUAGCUCAUCUAUUACUAUCCCAUGCAUUUGUGCCUGGAAAGUUUUGUGUUUUUAUACAUUUUUUUAUUCAGAUGGGAUAACAGUGUUGUAGCUUUUCUGUUUUGGAAACUGGUGGGUUUACUAUUAUUAUUAUUUAAUAAUAUUUAUUAUUGUCACUGUUAUAGUUCUCCAGGAAUCCUGUUUUAUGCUCGCCAGUAAGAAACAAGUCCUGAGAGCGAUGCUAAUUAUAAAUUGCUUAGUCACCAUCAAUUCAACAUCAUCGUGUAGAGCCUCAAAGUUUCUUGUUAUUUUAUGUGGAGACAUAACUGUAAAAAAAAUUCAAGAAAAUAUUUGUUUUUCCUCUCUUU
Molecule: messenger RNA, 5626 nt
Organism: Clarias gariepinus (North African catfish)
Lineage: Eukaryota; Metazoa; Chordata; Actinopteri; Siluriformes; Clariidae
Gene: rpap1
Product: RNA polymerase II associated protein 1
Exons: 25
Coding region: 181-4338 (1385 amino acids)
Biological process (GO): transcription by RNA polymerase II
Cellular component (GO): nucleus
Source: RefSeq, a predicted model, not a curated record